GAUCAUCAUCAUCCAUCCAUCGAUCACCAGCUCUCCAAAAACCAUCUGACCCUUUACAAACCACAACUAAUUAAUUGCUGAUUUAUAUAUAUUGCUUUGACAGUGAUCUCUGCACUAUAAUUAUGGGCUCCAGCACCAAGAAGCAGAUUAAGAAGACGAGGGAACCAGCAUCAACAGCAGCAGAGACUCUCUCCGAUCAGUUUCAACUUCUCCGUUCCAUCACCAACUCUUCCGCUAUGGACAAGACUUCAAUCAUAGUGGACGCAACCAAGUACAUAGAGGAGUUGAAGGACAAGGUGGAAAGGCUGAGUGGAGAAGAGGCUACUACUGCACAACCACCACCAGCUGCUUCUUCUUCUUCUUCUUCUUCGUCUUCACAGAAUCCCCAGCCCAUGGUGACGGUGGAAACCCUAGAGCAGGGGUACUCGAUAAACGUGGUGUCGGACAAGAAUUCCCCAGGUUUGCUGGUGGCGGUACUGGAAGCUUUCGAUGAGUUGGGGCUGGAGGUGCUUGAUGCUACCGUCUCCUGCUCCGACAAUUUCCAACUCCAAGCUCUUGGAACCGGACAAAAGCUGGAAAACGAGGAGACCAUGGAUGCGCAGAUGGUGAAGCAAGCAGUGCAGCAAUCCAUUCACUUUUGGAGCCAAAGCAAUUCAGUGAUCGAUGAUGCUCCUCACCAGUAAAGCUGUACAUUUAUUUUAGUAUAUAGAAGUGAACGGACGCAAUAAGCUAGCUAAGCUAGCUUAGAUAUAUUAGCGGCCAGGCACCUUGUUGGAAUGGAUAUAUAAACCCACCCCAGGAAAAGAGGCCAUGCAUUGCAUGCAAAUAGUGUGUAUCUUCCGCCUAGUAAUUCUCUCUCCAGUUGGCAAAGUACGGAAUCCCAGUUUCUAAUAUCUCUUCUCACCGAGUAACAAAACACAAAUGUUAUU
Messenger RNA from Linum trigynum, 929 nucleotides. Lineage: Eukaryota; Viridiplantae; Streptophyta; Magnoliopsida; Malpighiales; Linaceae. The record is from the annotation of a GenBank genome assembly.